This is a messenger RNA of Guyanagaster necrorhizus, 1361 nucleotides long. RefSeq lists its product as uncharacterized. The coding region runs from base 148 to 1242 and encodes 364 amino acids. The record is from RefSeq and is a predicted model, not a curated record. NCBI's taxonomy places the organism in Eukaryota, Fungi, Basidiomycota, Agaricomycetes, Agaricales, Physalacriaceae. Gene Ontology annotation, biological process: protein ubiquitination. Gene Ontology annotation, molecular function: ubiquitin-protein transferase activity; zinc ion binding. The transcript has 2 exons.
UCACCCACGUUGUGCCCGACUGAGAUACUCACAUAUAUUCUUCUGUCAAUAAAAAGUGAUGAAGAGUAUGCCUUCGACCUUCAGGCAGACUAUUGGCGCGUGGAGCUGGAUUUCCAGCUAGCGCGAAGCCUGAGCCGUGCCUUGGAGAUGGAUGAAAACUGGUUGACGGUAGCACAGGCUGGCGAGGACGAUCAUAGAUAUGCGCUCGCACUGUCGAACGGUGCAGAGCUUCAAGCUCAGUCUGCGAAUCAAAGGCUAUUGGAGGAUCCCGCUUUCAUGAGAACGCUGGCCACACCCUCUCCCGACCCGGCGAUCCGUGAUGAUGCCGUUUUCGAAAGGGAUCUAGCUUCGACGAUGACAGCGCCUCUCUCAACAAGACCGCCUUCCCCAUCUACCUCAUCCCAAUGUGUUAUAUGCGGAGACCGUCUCCGAGCACAGCGUAGCUUCCGUGCCCCAUGCGGAGAUCAGUACUGUCAUGGCUGCCUCCGGGACCUCGUCCAAGCCACUAUCAGUGACGAAUCACUCUACCCCGUCCGAUGCUGCGGCCGACCUCUUGUCGAGAGGGAUUUCUUGCCCCUUCUCCCUUCCGCUUUACGAACACGUUUCCAAAUAAAGUCCAGAGAACUCGGAACGCCUGCGAUGAGCCGCGUUUACUGCCAGAACCCCAUCUGUUCGGCUUUCCUCGGUUCUUCAGAAGGGAGCGACGGCGAUAUGGUGUGUACAGCGUGCGGAACGGCUGUCUGCCCAGCAUGCAAGCAGAUCGCACAUAGAAGAGAGAAAUGCGUCGAAAACGCUGCGAUUCAAGACUUGCGCGCGCUAGCUCGAGACCAGCAGUGGCAGACCUGUCCAGGAUGUCACUCAAUUAUUGAGUUGAACUAUGGCUGUUACCAUAUGACAUGCAGGUGCCUCACGCAGUUCUGCUAUGUUUGUGCGGUACCAUGGAAGAAUUGCUUAUGCCGGCAGUGGGAUGAAGGUCGAUUGUAUAUCACUGCUCAGCGGAGGGUGGAAGAGGAAAUGGGACCUCGCGCCGUGGCGGCUGCACCAGAUAUUUUCCAGCGAGAGGUGGAGGCAAGAGCAGAGCAACUCAGAUCCAGCCACGACUGCGUUCGACACAGCUGGAGAAGAAGAAAUGGGGGAGCGAGAUGCGAAGAAUGCUCUUGGUAUUUGCGGGAUUAUCUUCUUGUCUGUCUCCAUUGCGGAAUAGCAGUAUGUGUUCGCUGCAGUCGAAAUCGGUUGUUGUGAAAGGGAAGAAUGUCACUACCCUCGGUAGAGAUUUUUGAUAAAAGUUUGAGUUCUUGGUAGAAUAGGUCCUUGUGUCAGGCGAACUGAAUGAAUUGUAGCAAAUGGCUACUUGUGCACUG